Molecule: messenger RNA, 1352 nt
Organism: Drosophila albomicans
Lineage: Eukaryota; Metazoa; Arthropoda; Insecta; Diptera; Drosophilidae
Product: microfibril-associated glycoprotein 4-like
Exons: 4
Coding region: 320-1267 (315 amino acids)
Source: RefSeq, a predicted model, not a curated record
UUGUUUCUUGUUUCGUUUAAUUGUUGUUUCCGUUCAAAUUAUGUUUAAUCUGUAUAAAAAUGUACACUAUAUGCAUAAUAUAGUCGAAAUUAUGCUGAUAGUGAAGUUAUUUGUUGAAAUGUAGUUCUGCGGUUAAAGUAUUUUGAGCAAUAAGUACACAGAAAUUAAAAAUGUGCGAAGACCAAGAAAAAAAUGUUGUGAUUAAUAUAUUAUAUUUAUACUACAGAUAGACAAAACAUACUUUAUAUUAGUUUUGCUUAUCUAACGCAGCGUUACAGUUCAGUCGAAUUUUUCACUCGGAGUUGAAGCAUUUGAAAAAAUGCUGCUUAAAAUAAUUACCAUAAUUUUCGUUUUGAAUUUAUUCAGUUCGAUAGCAAAAAGUGUUGAAAAUACGCAGUUCAAUGAAACUAAAACAAUUGUAGAACUAAAAAAAAAGUUUGAUAUAUUAAGAUUGGAGAACACAAGUUUGUGGGACAAGAUUGAUGAUCUUACUAAAAAGCUUUGUCAAGCUGGUUUUUCAAGCAGCUGUGUUAAGGAAACUACUAAUCAAAAUUCGGAGAUCGGAAAAGCGCGAAAGAUAGUUGAUGAUCUCACGAUCAAGCUUCGUGAACGUGUUGAUGGAAGAUUAUAUGCACGCAACUGUGCUGAGGCAACUGCUGUCUUUAACCAUAGCGGAAUCUUUGAGUUAAUGAUUCCAACCUAUGGCAGACUUCCCUUUAAGGCAGCCUGCGAUGCGGAGACUAGAGACGGCAAUUGGACGAUCAUUUUACGGCGCAUGGAUGGAACUGUUAAUUUCAAACGCAAUUGGAUCGAAUACAAGAAGGGUUUUGGAGAUGUGAGCGGAGAGUUCUUUCUGGGUCUAGACAACAUCCACGACAUGACUACAGAUCAGAAGCAGGAGCUAAUGGUAAUCCUCGAAGACUUCAAGGGAGAAGUCCGCUAUGAGUUAUAUUCAGAGUUUGCAAUAGGCAGCGAAUUGGAUGCAUAUAACUUGCAUACGAUGGGAGAAGCAACUGGAACUGCUGGAGAUUCUCUUACACAUCAUCGCAAUCACAAAUUUAGUACUUUUGAUCGGGAUAAUGAUGACGACCCAAAGAAUUGUGCCGAAUUAUAUACUGGGGCUUGGUGGCACGUUGCUUGUCAUCAUUGUCAAUUGACGGGUACAUAUAAUAAUACGUUAAGUGGCAUGGGAAUAAAUUGGCUUCAUUUCCAUGGUCAUCUCUAUUCGUUAAAGAGCGCUCUGAUGAUGAUAAGACCGACUAUGUAAUUCCUUGAAUCUCGGAAGUCAGUAAACACUUUUUGUUUUAAGUACUACAAAAUAUACUAACAACUAAACAUAUAUUUUAUAUUAA